Molecule: messenger RNA, 393 nt
Organism: Gongylonema pulchrum
Lineage: Eukaryota; Metazoa; Nematoda; Chromadorea; Rhabditida; Gongylonematidae
Source: the annotation of a GenBank genome assembly
AUGCCCGAAUUGCAGGAUGGACGAUUCGUAGAUUCGUUCGGCCUGUCGGUGUUGCUUCACAUCGACAGUCCGAUAAACUUUAUCACCUGGAUUCUUGUUAAUUCAGCUGCUUCUUUUUUCAGGGAAUGGCGAUUUCAGACUUGCUCAUAUUUGGGACAAGCCUCUUACUGGCCUGGUGGAUUGAAAAACAGGGAACCGGACUGGAGCACGGCAUAUUACUUCAAUGAGGCAAUGUUUAUAAGUACGAGGCAGCUCGCUCGUGCCAUCGUUGGAGAUUCUAAGGAAAAUUAUGCGUACCAUUUUGAAAACGUCGAAAAAUUCAAAGAGGCUGUUCGUAGGUUACCAGCUGGUAAUUUUUUCGCAUAUUUUGCACUUGGCUUGCUGAGUUUUUAG